AUGUAUCGUGUCGCGAAGGCAUCUGAGUUUCUGGCCAUUACUGGUGCUUCCAUUAAUGACAUCAAGAUCACAAAGAAGGCAAUUGUCUGGCCAUUGCAGAAAUGCAGAGUCAUAGAUGUGACUCCAGUUAACUACACUUUCGAAGUCAAUGCAAUGAGUGCUGAGAAGCUACCCUUCCUCCUCCCUGCAGUUUUCACAAUAGGUCCAAGAGUUGAUGACCAUGACAGCCUUGUUAAGUAUGCCAAACUUCUUUCUGAUCAUAGUCACGAUUCUCAUAAUGUCAAGGAGCUCGUUCAAGGUGUGAUCGAGGGAGAAACUCGUGUUCUUGCUGCAUCAAUGACCAUGGAAGAAAUCUUUAAAGGCACCAAAGAUUUCAAGAAGGAGGUUUUUGACAAGGUUCAGCUGGAACUCAACCAAUUUGGCCUCUUGAUCUAUAAUGCUAACAUCAAGCAACUGGUUGAUGUCAGAGGCCAUGAAUAUUUCUCCUACUUAGGCCAGAAAACUCAAAUGGAGGCAGCAAACCAGGCAAAAGUGGAUGUUGCUGAGGCAAAGAUGAAGGGUGAGAUAGGAGCAAAAGAAAGACAAGGUCUGACACUUCAGAAUGCUGCCAAGAUUGAUGCUGAGACAAAGAUCAUAUCGACACAAAGGGAAGGUGAAGGGAAGAAGCAGGAGAUCAUGGUGAAAUCCCAAGUAAAGAUUUAUGAGAAUCAAAGGGAGGCUGAUGUUGCUGAAGCCAAUGCUCUGCUAGCUACCAAAAAGGCUGGAUGGGCUCAGCAGGCAAAGAUGGCUGAAGUGGAGGCUGAAAAGGCUGUAGCUAUUAGGGAGGCAGAGUUACAAAAAGAAGUUGAGAGGAAAAAUGCAUUGGCCAAGACUGAGCAACUAAAGGCUGAACAACUCAGCAAGGCUACUGUUGAUUAUGAGAUUAAGGUUCAAGAGGCAAAUUCAGUUCUCUACAAGAAGCAAAAGGAAUCUGAGGCAGUGCUAUACGAGAGACAAAAGGCUGCAGAAGCUCAAAAAGUGGCAGCAGAAGCUCAACUGUAUGCAGCUCAACAAGCUGCAGAUGCGGAACUUUAUGCAAAAAGGAAAGAAGCUGAAGGAAUGAAGGCUCUUGCAGAAGCACAAGGAUUCAAAAUCCGCACCUUAUUGACAUCACUGGGUGGAAACUACAAUGCUUUGAGAGAUUAUCUGAUGAUUGAAAGUGGCCUGUUCAAGGACAUUGCCAAAAUCAAUGCUGAGGCGAUCCAAGGACUGCAACCUAAGAUCAGUGUUUGGUCAAAUGGAGACACCAGAGAUGGAUCAGGUGCUGCAAAUUCUGCCAUGAAAGAAAUAGCAUCAGUUUACGGUGCAUUGCCACCUUUGUUCCAGACUGUGCACGAGCAAACCGGUAUGUUGCCUCCGGCUUGGAUGGGCAGUCUACCUAGUCCUGGUGCAGGCAAGGCUAUAACAAACCAGCCAGAGAAUUAG
Messenger RNA from Coffea eugenioides, 1464 nucleotides. RefSeq names its product flotillin-like protein 3. The transcript has 2 exons. The coding region runs from base 1 to 1464 and encodes 487 amino acids. Gene Ontology annotation, cellular component: plasma membrane raft; plasma membrane. Gene Ontology annotation, biological process: protein localization to plasma membrane. The record is from RefSeq and is a predicted model, not a curated record. Lineage: Eukaryota; Viridiplantae; Streptophyta; Magnoliopsida; Gentianales; Rubiaceae.